AACGUACACGGACCUAGAAAGAAUAAAGACAGAAAUUGAGUAAGAGUGUGUUUGUAUGUCAAAUUAAAACAGACCUUACACCAAGUAGCUGAUAGCGGCCCCCGUGAGCCAACAAAUAUUAAAUCCAAUCCUAUAAUAAUAAUUUAAUUAAAAUUAGAACGUUAUUUCACAGAACUCUUCAGCUGACUUUUUAAAGUUUUUAAUGAAUUGUACUGAAUGCAAUACAAUGUUGCCAACGCAUGUUAAGACCACCAUACAACAAUUAUAUUAGCCUGAACAAUUACCGUAUACACGAAAUGAUGCACCUGUAACUCUCAUGCGCACGCGCGUCAGUAAAAAUCAUAAGAAACGUCAUGACGGAAGGAAUCGUGUGCGCUGCCAAUCAGUCCGACCUGCCCCCCUCUGCUUUAGAGUUUGAUCAGAGUUGACUCCGACAGCGGAAAGUGAAAGUAACGAUGGCGUCCAGUCAGGACCUGUUCGACUGCUCCAUCUGUUUACAGGUACUGGAUGAUCCCGUGACGACGGCCUGUGGACACAGUUACUGUCUGCGGUGCAUCAAUGCCUUCUGGGACGUGCGUAAUAACCGCAGAGAGGGUUACAGCUGCCCCCAGUGCAGGCAGACUUACUCCUCGAGGCCCGACCUGAAGAGGAGCACACUUGUGGCUGCCCUGCUCGAGGAGCACGAGCGGACAACGAGUCGCAACGCUGCCGCUGCCGCGCCCGGCGACGUGCAAUGUGACGCCUGCACGGGGAGAAAAAGAAAAGCGUGGAUGUUCUGCCUCGUGUGUGUGGCCUCUUACUGCGAGACUCACCUGAAGCCUCACUUUGAGGUGGCCCCGUUGCGAGCACACGGUCUGAUUCAAGCCUCCGCGAGGGCCAAAGACAGCCUGUGCGUCCGCCACGGCAAACUUCCGGAGCUCUACUGCCGCUCGGAUCAGCAGUUCGCGUGCGUGCUGUGCGCGCUGGAGGAGCACAGGGGCCACGACACGGUGACAGUAUUGACGGAGCAGUGUGACACGCAGGGACGACUGGAGCGAGGUAAACAGGAAGUAGCAGACCGAGUGCUGAACUCUGAGAGGACAAUGACAGAGCUGAGGCAGGCUGCAGGCUCUAUCAGAGAUGCCGCAUGGAAGGUGUGUGAUGACUAUGAGCGACUGUGUGUUGAGCGCAUCCGUACAUUCGUCCGCUCUGUCGAGAGGAAGCGCUCGGAGAUGAGAGAGAAGGUUGGAGAAGCAGAGAAAGCUGGAGUGGACUGGACCAACAGUCGUCUCGGCCAACUGGAGCGUGAAGUGUUGGAGCUGAGGAGGAGAGAGGAUAAUCUCGACCAGCUCUCACUGAUAGAGGACCCCAUUCAGUUUCUGCAGGGUUUCCAUGCUCUGGGUUGCCUACCUGUGUUCACAGACUCGCAUGAAGGACUUGACAUGCUAACCGAGUUUACCUCCACACAAACGGAUAAACUGAAAAAUAUCUGCAGCAAAGAAAAAAAAGAAUUAUUCAGUCACUCCGAAGAACACCUGCUGUCAAAAACGCCACGGUUGCUUCAGGAAAAAACAUCCAGGACAUGCCUUUUGAAGAGAUUUAGGAACUCCACAGUGGAGGUGGAUCCCAACACGGUGGCGGCAUGUCUUUGCCUGUCCGACGGAAACAGAGCGAUAUCGUGGAGCGACGGGGACCAGGCUCACCCGGAUCACACCGACAGAUUCACCUUCUACCACCAGGCGCUGUGCAGAGGGGGCCUCGAGGGCAGCCACUACUGGGAGGUGGAGUGGGACGGUGGCAUCGUCGACCUGGCCGUGUCAUACAAAGGCAUUCAGAGAAAGGGUUCAGGCAGAAGUGGCUGUUUCGGCCACAAUGAGCUCUCCUGGAAAUUAACCUGCUCUUCGUCCGGCUGCACAUUUUGGCACAAUAAUCUUCACAAAGGCCCGAUGCCUCCGGUUCUCUCUCGCAGAGUGGGCAUGCACCUUGACCACGAAGCAGGAACGCUGGACUUCUACAGCGUUUCCGGCUCUGACACUUUGACACGGCUGCACCAAAUCCAGACCACCUUCACUGAACCUCUCUGUCCUGGGUUUUCUGUUGAUUUAGGUUCAACGCUAAAAAUAUGCAACAUCUAAGCCAGUUUAUAUUUUAACUAGUUAACCACAGGAACCUUGUUAAAUUGUUGUUGUUUUUUUAUCUGAUAAAAGACUCCAAUAUUUUACAUGAGGUAGUUAAACACACUUUCAAUUGUUUAGUUGUAAGUCUUACGAUAGAUAAACCAUAUUUCUUCAUUCACUGUUCUUUUUGCUCUACAAUGGCAUAAUGUUCCCUCAAGUCAGAGCACAUUAACUUGUUACCUGAUUUAUGGUAUGAAAAUAUGUUGGUACAUAUAGUAGAGUUUGUCUUUGUGUUGUAUGUUGGAGGACCACAAUGAAAAUAAGCCAUUUCCUGUUUUUUCAAUUAUAAUUAAAUAAUUCUUGAUGCUUAUUCUGUAUUUUUACUUGUCAAGCAAACCAAUAAAUCAAGCGGGAUGUAUUUGCUCUAGUUUAA
Cyclopterus lumpus (lumpfish) is the source of this 2529-nucleotide messenger RNA. RefSeq names its product E3 ubiquitin-protein ligase TRIM47-like. Bases 456 to 2114 code for a protein of 552 amino acids. The record is from RefSeq and is a predicted model, not a curated record. Gene Ontology annotation, molecular function: protein binding; zinc ion binding. NCBI's taxonomy places the organism in Eukaryota, Metazoa, Chordata, Actinopteri, Perciformes, Cyclopteridae. The transcript has 6 exons.